UGUCGUAACAUGACUCUUACCUGUGAGCUUACCUGGUCUGGAAAAGAAAUGCGCUGGGGCUACUAUAAGGAAUAUAUUGCUCAAAAAAAAUCACGAGAAUUUACUAAAUCGCGUUUGUCUUUCAACAAGAUUAAAAUAGUGUUUGCUGGAAUGUGGGAAGAAUACAACCUGAUUAAUCGUAAUUGUGCCGAUUGGGCAAAGGAGUUUUAUGGAAUUAUUUGUGGAUUGACUUGA
This is a messenger RNA of Meloidogyne enterolobii, 234 nucleotides long. The record is from the annotation of a GenBank genome assembly. NCBI's taxonomy places the organism in Eukaryota, Metazoa, Nematoda, Chromadorea, Rhabditida, Meloidogynidae.